Messenger RNA from Microplitis mediator, 1451 nucleotides. It is a transcript of the gene Rack1, whose product is annotated as guanine nucleotide-binding protein subunit beta-like protein. Gene Ontology annotation, molecular function: translation regulator activity; protein kinase C binding; ribosome binding. Lineage: Eukaryota; Metazoa; Arthropoda; Insecta; Hymenoptera; Braconidae. The record is from RefSeq and is a predicted model, not a curated record. Gene Ontology annotation, cellular component: nucleus; cytosol. The transcript is spliced from 4 exons. Gene Ontology annotation, biological process: positive regulation of protein phosphorylation; rescue of stalled cytosolic ribosome. The coding region runs from base 100 to 1050 and encodes 316 amino acids.
GUCUGUACGGUCUUUUUCAAUCACUCGUCAUCGCGUAUAGAUCGUUGGAUUCUAAUCCAAUUGAAUCCACACGUUAAACAUAUUUUAACAAAACGAAAGAUGAGUGAAACAUUGCAAUUAAAAGGCAUCCUUUGGGGACACAGUGGAUGGGUCACCCAAAUUGCCACCAAUCCUAAAUAUCCUGAUAUGAUAUUGUCUUCUUCACGAGACAAAACUUUGAUCGUAUGGAAACUCACUCGUGAUGAAACAAACUACGGUAUUCCACAAAAACGUCUCCACGGACAUUCUCAUUUCAUCAGUGACGUAGUUUUAUCAUCAGACGGUAAUUACGCUCUAUCUGGUUCCUGGGACAAGACCCUCCGUCUCUGGGAUCUUGCUGCUGGACGUACCACUCGUCGUUUCGAAGACCAUACCAAGGAUGUCUUAAGUGUUGCAUUUUCUGUAGACAACCGUCAAAUCGUCUCAGGAUCCCGAGACAAAACCAUUAAAUUGUGGAAUACUCUCGCUGAGUGUAAAUAUACAAUUCAAGAUGAAGGACACAGCGACUGGGUCAGUUGUGUUCGUUUUUCACCAAACCACACUAAUCCUAUCAUAGUCUCAGCUGGAUGGGACAAGACUGUAAAGGUUUGGAAUUUAACCAACUGCCGUCUAAAGAUCAAUCACUACGGUCACACUGGGUACCUCAAUACCGUCACCGUUUCUCCAGAUGGUUCUCUCUGUGCAUCUGGUGGCAAGGAUUGUAAAGCAAUGUUAUGGGAUUUGAAUGACGGUAAACACUUGCACACUCUUGAUCACAAUGACAUCAUUACCGCAUUGUGCUUCAGUCCAAAUCGUUACUGGCUCUGUGCCGCUUUUGGACCUUGGAUCAAGAUCUGGGAUCUUGAAAGCAAAGAAAUGGUCGAAGAGCUUAAAGCUGAAGUUGUGUCAUCAAACAGUAAAAUUGAGCCCCAGUGUCUUUCCCUCGCCUGGUCUACUGACGGUCAAACUUUAUUUGCUGGUUACUCAGAUAAUACAAUCCGUGUAUGGCAAGUCUCUGUUACUAGCCGUUAAGCUUUUUUUGUAAAUGGCUUAAAAACAUAUUAAAAUUAAAGAAAAAAAUAAAAUAAAAAAAAACAAAAAUUCAUGUGAGUGUAAAUAAUUAACGAGCUUUUUAUAUAUUACAAUUUAUUUAUAAUUUAAUAAUUUUUACGUUAAGUUUUUUAAAUUUUAGAGUAUGAGUUGUUUUAAUUAUUUAUUUGUCAGUUUUUUUAUUAUUUAUCUUAGAUUCUAAUUUUUCAAAUUCCGCUUUUGCUACUUUUUCCGCUUCAUCUUCUAUUUGUUCAACGCCAAGAACUUCUGGGAUAUAAAAUUGCAUCAUAUUCUGUACACCAUUUUUCAAAGUAACAACUGAGCUAGGACAACUUGUACAUGAUCCCUGCAUUUUUAAUUUAACGAUUCCAUUCUCAAAACCC